CCCGAUUCCCCAAUUUAAAAAAAUAAUUUAAAAAAAUGAAGAAGAAGAAAAAAAAAUCAGGUGCCGGCAGGGCCACGCUCUCUCUAACGCUCUCGGUAGAGUCUCUCCUUGCCUCUUCCUAGCUUCCAGUGGUCACAGUCAAUCCCUGGCUUGCGGUUACAUCACCCCAAUCUCUGCUUCUGUCAUCACAUGGCGUUCUCCACAUCUCUGUCUUUAUGUGGCAUUUCCUCUUCUAAGGAUAUCUCAGUCAUAUGGGGUUAGUGCCCAGCCUAGCAACCUCACCUUAACUUGAUUGUCUCUGCAAAGCUCCUAUUUCCAAAUAAGGUACCGGGGGUUAGGACUUCAACCUAUUUUUUGGAGGGACACAAGUCAACCCGUAACAGUCACGAAAUCAUUUAUGUAGUCUUUGUCUUAAAGAUGCAUACCUGAGGGGGGAUGGGUUCUCAAACAAGGGGCCCACCCUCCCACAGUGCAAGUUUUCUGAACCGUGUGAGGCGUUCAAGUCCAGUUAAAGCCAAGGUGGGGCGUUUCCUAUGAUGCAUGCGUCCUAGACCAGACAAGCGAUACAGGGGCGUGGUCUUUUCAACGUCCGGUGUGCCGAUGACGUCUGAGGUAGAAGGGGCUGGGCAGGAUUCCCAGCUCGCAUGCGCAUUGAGGCCAAGGCGUUUUCUUAAGAGGUUGGAAUGGAAGCCUCUUAAAAUGGCAGAUGAUUUGGACUUCGAGACAGGAGUGCUCAGCAUUACGUCAGAAUGGCUUUGUGGUGCUCAAAAGCCGGCCAUGUAAGAUCGUGGAGAUGUCCACCUCCAAGACGGGCAAGCACGGCCACGCCAAGGUCCCCCUGGUUCGUAUUGACACCUUUACUGGGAAGAAACAUGAAGAUCGCUGUCCAUCAACGCAUAAUAUGGAUGUUCUCAACAUCAAAAGGAAUGAUUUCCAGCUGAUUGGCAUCCAGGAUGGGUAUCUAUCACUGCUCCAGGAUAGCGGGGAGGUGCGAGAGGACCUUCGUCGGCCUGAGGGAGACCUCGGCAAGGAGAUUGAGCAGAAGUAUGACUGUGGAGAGGAGAUCCUGGUCACAGUGCCGUCUGCCAUGACAGAGGAGGCUCAGCUGUUGCAAUCAAGGCUAUGGCAAAAUAACUGGCUCCCAGGGUGGCAGUGGUGGCAGAAGUGAUCCUGGAGCCUGCAGAGGCCCCCUCCCCUAGCCUGGCCCGGCUCUGGCCAGGCACUUGGCCGGACUCCUAUACGAUUUAUUUGACGUUUUAUUUUGGUUUUCCCCACCCCUUCAC
This is a messenger RNA of Hipposideros armiger (great roundleaf bat), 1283 nucleotides long. RefSeq names its product eukaryotic translation initiation factor 5A-1-like. Gene Ontology annotation, biological process: positive regulation of translational termination; positive regulation of translational elongation. The record is from RefSeq and is a predicted model, not a curated record. Lineage: Eukaryota; Metazoa; Chordata; Mammalia; Chiroptera; Hipposideridae. The coding region runs from base 707 to 1168 and encodes 153 amino acids. Gene Ontology annotation, molecular function: ribosome binding; translation elongation factor activity; RNA binding. The transcript has a single exon.